CGCAAGGAUCGCAUUGUCGACUCCUGAUUUUCUUCCACCCUCCGCGCUUCCUUCUACAAUUUGGACUCAAGUGUUUUACUGCCCUGCUGGUGUUGCAUCUCUGAGCACAGGAGAGAACAUCAGUAUUAGCAAGACUGUGGUGGUGCACGCCUUUAAUCAUAGCACUUGGGAGGCAGAGGAAAUGGUGUCAUUCAGUGAUGUGGCCAUUGAUUUCUCUGCAGAGGAGUGUGAAUGGCUGGACCCCGAUCAGUGGAAUUUGUACAGGGAUGUGAUGUUGGAGAAUUUCAGCAACCUUGUGUUCCUGGGUCUUACCUCCUCUAAGCCAUACCUGGUCACAUUUCUGGAGCAAAGACAAGAACCUUCAGAUAUGAAGAGACAAGCAGCAGCUGCCAUGGAAACAGGAAACAAACACUCUACUGGCAAAGAAUGUGGCAAAGCCCAUCUUUGGAACUCACAACCUAUUAGCCACCAGAAAAUUAAUCUAAGAAAGAAGCCAUAUAAGUGUGAAGAAUGUGCUAAGACUUUCCGUUCUCCAUCGUUACUUUGCGUGCACAGGAGAAUACAUACAGGAGAGAAACCCUACAAGUGUGAAGUAUGUGGCAAGGCCUUCCGUGCUCCAUCAUUACUUUCAAAACACAAAAUUGUUCAUUCAGGACAGAAACCCUACAAGUGUGAAGUAUGCUGGAAGGCCUUCUAUUUUCCAUCACGACUUUCUCUGCACAAAAGAAUUCAUAUACAAGUAAAACCCUACAAGUGUGAAGCAUGUGGCAAGGCCUUCAAUUAUCCAUCACAACUGUCUAUACACAGUAAGAUUCACACAGGAGAGAAGCCCUACCAGUGUGAGGUAUGUGGCAAGGCCUUCUGUUUUCCAUCAAAACUUUCUCUACACAAUAAAAUCCAUACAGGAGUGAAACCCUACCAGUGUGAGGUGUGUGGCAAGGCCUUCUAUUUUCCAUCACAACUUACUGUACACAAGAGGAUUCAUACAGGAGAGACACCCUACCAGUGUGGUGUAUGUGGCAAGGCUUUCUAUAUUUCAUCACAACUUUCUUUACACAAGAGGAAUCAUACUGGUGAGAAACCCUACAAGUGUGAAGUGUGUGGGAAGGCCUUCUGUGUUCCAUCACGACUUUCUGAACACCAGAGAUUUCAUACAGGAGUCAAACCCUAUAAGUGUGAAGUGUGUGGGAAAGCCUUCCAUUUACCAUCACGACUUUCUGAACACAAGAGAAUUCAUACAUCAGAGAGAUCCUUCAAGUGUGAAGUAUGUGGCAAGGCCUUCAAAAGUAAACCAGUACUGUCUAUACACAAGAGGAUUCAUACAGGAGAGAAACCCUACAAGUGUGAAGUGUGUGGCAAUGCCUACAGUCGUCAAUCAGGACUUUCUGCACAUAUGUGGAUUCAUAUAGGAGAGAAACCCUACAAGUGUGAAGUAUGUGGCAAAGCCUACAAUAGUCGAGCAGGACUUUCUGUGCACAAGAGGGUUCAUACAGGAGAGAAACCCUACGAGUGUGAAGUGUGUGGCAAAGCCUACAAUAGUCGAUCAGGACUUUCUGUACACAAGAGGGUUCAUACAGGAGAGAAACCCUUCAAGUGUGAAUUAUGUGACAAAGCCUACAAAAGUCGAUCAGGACUUUCUGCACACAAGAGUUUCCAUACGGGAGAGAAACCCUAUGAGUGUGAAGUCUGUGGCAAAACCUUCAAAAGUCCAUCAGCAUUUUAUACACACAAAAAAAUUCAUACAUGAGAUAAACCCUCCAAGUUUCAGGUAUGUGUCGAAGACUUCUAUGUUCAUCACAAGUUUCUGAACACUAGAACAUUCAUACAGGAGUGAACCCCUUCAAGUGUCAAGUAUGUGGCAAAGCUUUCUAUAUUCCAUCACAACUUUCUGAACACAAGAGGAUUCAUAUAGAAGAGAAACCCUACAAAUGUGAAGUAUGUGGUCAGGCCUUUACUGAUCUGUCAUAACGUUCUAAAUAUAUAACCAUUCAUACAUGAGAAAGAUGUUGAAAUUGAAAGUGUGGCAAGGAUUUCAAUCCUCGAUCAGCAAUCUCUAGACACAAGAGAAAUCAUACGGGAUAGAACCCUGGAAGUGGGACGUAUGUGUCAUUGUUCCAUGCUGCAUCAUUCCUUAUAGUAUUUGAGAGAAUUCAUACAGGCAAGAAAUCAUACAACUAUGUGGAAAGGCCUCUGUUCCAUCAUGGCUUUCUGUACAGAAGAGCUUUCAUAUAGGAGAGAAACCAUACAUGUGUUAAAUGUGUGGCAUAUCCUUCAAUUACUCAUCCGGAUUACCUAUAUACAUGAGCAUUCAUACAGGAAAGAACCCUAAACUGAGAAGUACGUGGCAAAGUCUUCCACUUUCCAUCAUGAUUUUCAGAACACAAGAGCAUUCAUAUAGGAGAGAAACCCUACAAAUAUGAAAUAUGUGGGAAGAUCUUUCAAAUGUCACAGAUUCUUUCUGCUCAUUUAAUAAUCCAUUCUGGAAAGAAACCCCACUAGUUUGAAGAAUGUGGAAAAGCCUUAUAUAAGAUGUCAUACCUAAGUCAGCACAAAUUCACUCACACUGGAAGAAAGCUUCCAAAUGUGAUGAAUGUGGAAAACUAUUUAACUAUACCAGAAAACUUAAGGAGCAUCAAACAGUUCAUUCUGGAGAGAAACCCUACAAGUGUAAAGACUGUGACAAAGAAAUUAGAACUUUUAUAGCAUGUU
Messenger RNA from Arvicola amphibius (Eurasian water vole), 2709 nucleotides. Its product is annotated as zinc finger protein 728-like. The transcript has 5 exons. Gene Ontology annotation, biological process: regulation of DNA-templated transcription. The record is from RefSeq and is a predicted model, not a curated record. The coding region runs from base 182 to 1747 and encodes 521 amino acids. NCBI's taxonomy places the organism in Eukaryota, Metazoa, Chordata, Mammalia, Rodentia, Cricetidae.